Colletotrichum karsti is the source of this 549-nucleotide messenger RNA. RefSeq lists its product as uncharacterized. The transcript is spliced from 2 exons. The record is from RefSeq and is a predicted model, not a curated record. NCBI's taxonomy places the organism in Eukaryota, Fungi, Ascomycota, Sordariomycetes, Glomerellales, Glomerellaceae. Bases 1 to 549 code for a protein of 182 amino acids.
AUGAGCGCAUACGCCAUGUUGGACGCGAGACAGACUGUCGUUAACGCGAACGACUUGCCCCCCGGUUGGGUUAUCCAGAAUGGUCGUGCUAUCCCAUGGUGGUACAGCCGGACAGGUGUAAUCGUCAAGUGGUCCGUCUUCCUCGGUCUCACGACGCUCUUCGCCGCCUUCCUCAUCAUUGGCUACAUGCACGGCAAGAGGCGACUCAAGAAGGGCCUCCUGCCGCUGGGCUACCACCGCUGGCUCUUCAGCAGGGCCCAGCUGGCCCGCGUCGACAGCCGCUACGCCUGGCCGCAGGCGUCGUAUCAGAACUACCGCCCGGAGUACUACAACCAGCAGCAGGGCGGCUACUACGGGAUGCAGGGCAUGCCGCCGCCGACGUACGACCCCAACGCCGCCAGGCCGCCCAUGUACGCACCGCCCGACGGAGGCUCCAAGGUCGACCCGUCUCAGGAGUACGGCGUCACGCCCCCGCCCGGCCCGCCUCCGCCCCCGGCUGCGGUGCCGGCGAACCACACCGGCCAGUCGUACCCGUAUAGAGCGCAGUGA